AUGGAGGUGACCACUCCUGGCAGCACACCUUCCACCAGCUUCCCCUUGGCUUCUUCAAUGGGCGCCCACGACCACAUGGAGGUGACCACUCCUGGCAGCACACCCUCCACCAGCUGCCCCCUGGCGUCUUCAAUGGGAGCCCAUGACCACAUGAAGGCGACCACUCCUAGCAACACGCCCUCCACCAGCUGCCCCUUGGCUUCUUCAACGGGUGCCCCUGACCACAUGGAGGUGACCACUCCUGGCAGCGCGCCCUCCCCCGGCUGCUCCUUGGCUUCUUCAAUGGGCGCCCAUGACCACAUGGAGGUGACCACUCCUGGCAGCGCGCCCUCCACCGGCUGCCCCUUGGCUUCUUCAACGGGUGCCCAUGUUUAA
Molecule: messenger RNA, 375 nt
Organism: Ixodes scapularis (black-legged tick)
Lineage: Eukaryota; Metazoa; Arthropoda; Arachnida; Ixodida; Ixodidae
Product: probable GPI-anchored adhesin-like protein PGA18
Exons: 6
Coding region: 1-375 (124 amino acids)
Source: RefSeq, a predicted model, not a curated record